AUGGUUACUACGCGCAGGCGCUCACUGGCAGUACAGGUGUCACCAAACCCUAGUCAAAAAGCUGGUGUCAAAAAGUCGUCGAUCAAAAAGGAAACGAAGAAAAAGGCUGGAACCACACAGAGCUCCUCUCCCACAGCUGACCCAGAUCAGGAGCGAGAAGCUGGAGAACCCAUGCAAGAUAGCGCUGCAGACGGCCUGGAGAAGAAGGUUUUGAGGAGACGUAGUUCAACUGCAAUAAAAGCCCCUGAUCAGAAAAAGAAACAGCGAUUGGAGUCGGAAACACCCGCUGCGAGUGGGAAAAAGAGGACGCAGCCAUUAAGGGCUUCAGAUGAUGAGAAUUUCAAAGAAGAAACAGGCAGUAAUGCAGCUAGUGAGCCAAUGGAAACUGCUCGCCUUGUAACGGCUGUACGGGCUUCAUCUAACAAAGAAAACGAGGUCGAAGACGAUGACUUCGUGAAUAAUGAUAGGAAGAGCGAUGGUGGACUUUCUGCAGCUGAUGUAGAUUCUGAUGAUAGCGACUUUUCUCCAUCUCACCGUUCGAAGCUUUCUAAAAGACGUAGCAGUGGUCAAAGUGGUGACGGCAAACAAAUUCGAAAAAAGCACUCGAAAUCAGAAAGGUCUGUCAAUUUUGUGAAAUUUCUCUCACUGCAUUUUCCAGCGUGCAGGGAGCUAUGA
Molecule: messenger RNA, 675 nt
Organism: Haemonchus placei
Lineage: Eukaryota; Metazoa; Nematoda; Chromadorea; Rhabditida; Trichostrongylidae
Source: the annotation of a GenBank genome assembly